This is a messenger RNA of Podospora pseudopauciseta, 3072 nucleotides long. RefSeq lists its product as uncharacterized. Gene Ontology annotation, biological process: activation of GTPase activity. The record is from RefSeq and is a predicted model, not a curated record. Gene Ontology annotation, molecular function: GTPase activator activity. The transcript is spliced from 5 exons. Bases 158 to 2374 code for a protein of 738 amino acids. Lineage: Eukaryota; Fungi; Ascomycota; Sordariomycetes; Sordariales; Podosporaceae.
CACCAGGAUCAUUACCCUUGUUUCCUACACAUGAUGAAUAGCUCACGAGUUUUAUGAUACAUAUAAAAGAGCCUUGCCAUUGAAGCCAUUUCAAAAGACGUCCAAAAAACAAGUAGACGGACGUUGGGAGGCUUGAAGAGCAUGUUGAGCGUGCAUUAUGAGGUCACCAGCCGAAACAAAAUUGAGGUGGGAGGAGACAUUCAAGCAUGGGACCAGGAUAUCUGACCUCCAACGGGCCAUCAAAUUCAACGGUCCAGAGAGUCCAUGCGUAGCUGGUCUACGCUCUCUCUGUUGGAAGGGCUUCCUGCUAUUCCCGCACGCUCCCGCUGAAGAAUGGCCUCAACUUUUGCGCCAACUUCGAGACUCAUAUAAUAUCCUGUGCGAACAGCAUCUCAAAUUUAUCAGGCAUCCCGAACAACUAGCCGCCCUAUCCUUCGAUCCCCUUGCAGACAAUCCCGACUCUCCUUGGAUCACUGUGCGCAAAGAUGAAGCCAUCCGCGCCGAGAUCCAGCAAGAUGUCUCGCGGCUUCCCGAUGAUCCAUUCUAUCACCAGGAGGUCAUUCAGACCAUGAUUCUGGAUAUCCUGUUCCUCUACUGCAAACUCAACCCUUCCGCUGGCGGGUACCGUCAGGGAAUGCACGAGUUACUUGCGCCAAUUGUCUAUGUCAUUGCGCAGGACUCGGUGGACGGCAAGCAGUCUUCAACGGUUGAUACUCUCGAUCCUACGAUAGUGGAACUGUUGGACGCUUCUCAGAUCGAGCAUGACUCCUUUGCCUUGUUCUCCAAGGUUAUGGACCGUGCUGGCACUUUUUACGAGGUUGAGCAAAACACAAUCGUCGAAAAAAGCAAAUACAUCCAUGAAGUUGCCUUGCUCAAAAUUGAUGAGGAGCUUGCGAACCAUUUGCGAGACAUUGAAGUUCUGCCGCAAAUAUUCUUGAUACGAUGGAUACGCCUCCUUUUUGGAAGGGAGUUUCCCUUUGAACAAACCAUGAUAUUAUGGGAUGCCAUCUUUGCCUUUGAUCCCAACUUGGAGAUGAUAGAUCUCAUAUGCGUAGCUAUGCUUCUCAGGAUCAGAUGGACGCUCCUCGAAGCUGAUUACUCGGUGGCACUCCAGCUGCUUCUGAAAUAUCCAGCCCCUCCACCACCGCACGGCCCUCACACCUUUGUCGACGAUGCUUUAUAUUUGCAGAAACACUUUGAUGCCGCGGGCGGUGUCGCACUAAUCGCCAAAUACAGCGGUAGACUGCCUGCAGCAGCAUUAGUGGCAUCAACAGCAACCUCGACCCCUGCACGGUCAUCCACCCCAUCAUUUUCAGGCUUUGGUUCACUCCGACAAAGAACUCUCGGUGCCAGGUCACCGUUAUCUUCCACAACAAAACUCUUGCAGCAACCGGGUGGUGUGGAGGCUAUCCUGCGCGGUGCUGCCAAAAAUGUCAUUGAGAAAAGCGAAAAACUCGGACUUAACGAUGCUGUCCGUGAUGCUGUUGGGGAAAUACGUCGCAACAUGCAAGGCUUUCAAGAGUCUCGAAGUUCGCCCAGAAUCAACAGAUCACUGUUUCCUGGAAACACUCUGGCUGUUUCCAUUUGGGAGCAGAGGAAUCGUCAGUUAGCAACCAUGUUGGAAGAGUCAAUCACGAACCUCAAACAGCUGGUGGCCUCUGACUUUGAGGGCGACAAGCAGAAACAGCUCGAGACAGUGGAACUUGCCACGGCCAAGAUCCAGUACGUGAAGGCCUGCUUGGAGGAUUCCACGCUGGAUUUGCCAGAGGAAGAACCUCCGACGCUGGCAACAUUGAGCAUUUCUACCCUCCCCGAAAUCAGAUCGCCGACGGUUGCGUUAGAUACCACACCGGUGGUUAUGACAUCAUCCGCCGUUGAAGAAGCCAGAAGUUCACUCUCGUCGCCGGCUUCAUCGGAUAGAACCAAGCAGCUGUCGUCGGUGCCGGAGGAGCCACAUGCUGAACCUGUUGCGGAGGAAAUGGUUGACAAGAUGGACACUGAUCCACCAGAAAGAAAACAAACACCACCGCCACCAGCCCCAGCCCCCGUCCCCAACCCAGAACCGUCGACUUCUGUUGGACAGACCCCUGCAACUAGCCCGACCCCUAAGGAGCGCCCGAAAGGACCGAUACCUACACGGUCAACCUUGGCUCAGUCCUCUUUUGCGUGGAUGUUGGAGCCAGACACUACAAUAUCAGCUGCUCGGCCGCCGCCGAGUAGGCCUCUGAGCGGCAGUGGAAAGAAGAAGCACAACCCCAGCCGGGAAAAGAACGCGUUCUUGUUUGGAGAAGUGGUUCCGAGUGAUGGAGCGGCAGGGGAAAGGACAGUAUCACCAGACGAGAUCUUUGGACUGCAGCCGAUCAGGAAGGGCUGAGUUUGAUAAUGUCGGCUCAACUUCUCUUAUAGACUGGUGUACCUAGCAGUUUUUAUAUCUCGACAAGACCCAGCAAAAUUCUCGCCGACAUGGGGAUCCCCUCUCUGUGGCCUUUCAUCCUUUUUAGUUCUCGUCCUUCUCUUUUUACCAUGCCGUCCAGGGCAGCGCAGGGAGAGCAGGGAGAGCAUUGAGAGCAGCGAGAGCAGCGAGAGCAGUGAUGGCACUACUACACGACCACAGCUCCCCACGAGGAUAUACAAAUGGCGUGUUCUCCUUUACCACAGCAAGAACUUGGGGGUCCGCGGCAGGAUCUUGCGGGGAAAAGGAUCCCUGGCUCACCGUCCAGAAGAAGAAGACCUUUCUCGGCCACUGCGGGAUGGAUGGGUUGGGCGCCAGUGUCGUUCGGAAGUCGCAGAUAUCCGAAAGCGUGAUACCGCUGUCCGGGUGGGGGACGACUCGGCGGUUUUCCCAGAUGUACCGACCGGCGUAUUUGGUCGGGAGGGUGGUGGUGAUGUGUGUUGAUUCUGAGCAUGGGCACGGCCAGGUGGUGUCUUCGCUGGAGAAGCAGUAUUCGAUGGGGGAUUUUUGGUGGGCGGCGCCGGGGCUGGUCGUGAGGAUUUCGUUUCGGAAGGGGGAGUGUGUUGCCAGCUUCAAGCGAGAUGACGUGGGCGGGGAAUUCAGAUCCUCCUGAUAAGCAG